Molecule: messenger RNA, 625 nt
Organism: Gilbertella persicaria
Lineage: Eukaryota; Fungi; Mucoromycota; Mucoromycetes; Mucorales; Choanephoraceae
Exons: 2
Coding region: 66-284 (72 amino acids)
Source: RefSeq, a predicted model, not a curated record
AUUCCAUGGUUGCGUUGCGAACUCAGCAGCAGUAGAAACUCUUUUUUUUUUUCAAGUGGAUAUUAAUGCACGGCUUUGUUUUAUUUUUAAUGCAAAUGUUUCUUAUCUACACUUAUCAAGUCAUCAAUAGUAGGCCAUGGCAGUAUUUAUGCAGCCUUGCUUUUUUCUUUAGUUCCAUGAUAAAAACUUGCAUAGAUACGCCUAAGAUUGCUCAAGUCGUUAUACUGAUUUUGGACACAUGGACGAAAAAAUCGCAUAAAAAGCUACUUCAGUGUCUUUAUUGAAACUACAGCUUUCAACUUCUUUUUUUUUCUCAUCCAUGCUAGUCUUGGCAUAGAGCGUGUCUAUAGUACAGAUCCUUGUCACUCGCAGAGCCAGGCUUGCACUCAUUAAAGCGGUUAGGUAUAUUUGUAGACCUUAUCUUGAUGGGCCAUAUGGCUUCGUUGAUUUUUUUAUUCUCAUAACUUUAUUCAAAGGUGGUUGAUACCAAAUGCCAGCUGAAGCUCAGAAGGCUGUUAUGGAAAGUUUAAUGAUGUACGAAAAAAACCAAGACAAGCGGAUUUUAUUUCAAUCACUGGCAUCAAUGAAUCGAAGCUGCAAGAGUGAUGCGUUUUUGAAACAAUUG